Ilyonectria robusta is the source of this 1113-nucleotide messenger RNA. RefSeq lists its product as uncharacterized. NCBI's taxonomy places the organism in Eukaryota, Fungi, Ascomycota, Sordariomycetes, Hypocreales, Nectriaceae. Bases 124 to 1113 code for a protein of 329 amino acids. The record is from RefSeq and is a predicted model, not a curated record. The transcript is spliced from 5 exons.
CUAACGUGAGGAUAUCAUCGCUCUGCCUAGCCGAUGUGCAGAGUACCCAACUGCAGUUCCUAGAGGUGCAGACGGCACAAUACGCGCAGACUGACAUGUGUAAAACACAUAGACGAGCAGUGUAUGCGAUGCGCCCAAGGAGAAGAUGGCGAAUACGACUGUACUGAAGAGUGGAUAAGAUGCGAGGACAUCCACCAGGCCGCAAUCCAACCCGCGCGACUCCACAUGGGAGAAGUGAAGGAAAAAGAUCGGCCGAUGGUGCGGGCAUGGAUACAGGACCUUCGCAGGCACAUCCGGAAGCACAUCCGACGACUCGAGAAGCAACACGGCAUAUGUCCGGGGUUUCUAGCCGACGCCCGGAUGGAGGAGUUCGAGCAAGCAGAGAGGACUGCGGUGCGUAUGGACCUAUGCGAGGGCGGAGACGGCGAGGAGAACCCGUACCUGUACCGGACGUCCCAUCAGCCAAGCGGCAAGACGCCCCAGAAGGGGCCGGUCAGAGACCACAGGCAUUUGUCGGUCACUGAGAAACAUGCGGCUUUAACUGCGGCCAUGGAAAGACUCCGGCUCUUCAAGAUGGCGGAUACGUCCAAUAUACUACCGCAGAUCCUAGAGACUGGCAUAAAGGCACAGCCAGCCUGCACCCAUCCUACGGCCCAGGUAUCGGCUCCUAAUACGCCGCUGAGCGUGCCACUCGCACCAGCUGCCCCGGUUCCUUCGCCUGCGUACUGGAAGUACAAUGGAGAUAACAAAACCCAGAACAACUCACGGUUCCUUGCCAUUCGAGACGGCAUGAACUACUUUGAAUGGGUAGUUCCAGAAGAUGCUGAUGAUGGUUCCUUUGCUCACGACUCCGAAUCGCAUUCGCUGAUGCCUCUCCCCGACGUCUUCCUGAUUCAACCGGCACAGAACUGUGAGAGCCUCACCUUUGGAUUUUCAUCGGCCACGGAAUGGAAGAAUGCCAUGUUCAACAAGCGAUUUUUCAGGAAACAAAAUUCACGCCAUCUUCCCGGUGGUUGUUGUGUCGACACAAGAGCUUUAUUCAACCACGAAUUAUGGCUGCAAGAUUUUAUGAUGACGCUGGCUAGGUUUGGGGAGCCGUGGGCCACCAUGUAG